Fusarium vanettenii 77-13-4 is the source of this 1792-nucleotide messenger RNA. RefSeq lists its product as uncharacterized. Gene Ontology annotation, biological process: tricarboxylic acid cycle. The transcript has a single exon. Bases 31 to 1512 code for a protein of 493 amino acids. Gene Ontology annotation, molecular function: acyltransferase activity, acyl groups converted into alkyl on transfer. The record is from RefSeq and is a predicted model, not a curated record. NCBI's taxonomy places the organism in Eukaryota, Fungi, Ascomycota, Sordariomycetes, Hypocreales, Nectriaceae.
CCCAGAAGCACCUCUACAUUGCUUAUCACCAUGGUCCUGAAGCAAAGCAAACCGCGCGAAUCGCUGACGGUCGUCGACAACAGGACCAACCAGGUCUACGAGAUUCCCAUCACUCACAAUUCCAUCCCGGCGACGGAAUUCAAAAAGAUCAAGGCCGAACCCACAAAUGAUCGGCCAGAGGAUGAAACAUCACAAGGCCUCAGGGUCUAUGAUCCCGCCUACAUGAACACUGCUGUCGUCCAGAGCAAGAUCACCUACAUCAACGGUCAGGAUGGCGUCCUCCGAUACCGAGGAUAUCCGAUUGAGCAGUUGGUCGAAAAGAGCAACUUUCUCGAGUCUGCUUAUCUCCUCAUCUACGGCGAGCUUCCCACCAAGGCUCAGUACGAUGACUGGCAUGGCGAGGUGAUGCAUCAUACCUACAUCCAUAGCGACAUUGAAAACAUGUUCAAGUCGUUCCGCUAUGACUCUCAUCCCAUGUCCAUGCUGACCGCGGCAUUCGCUACACUGGGAGCCUUUGCCCCUGAAGCCAAUCCCUCCCUUGCCGGUCAGAAACUCUACACCAACGCUGCUUCCGGCAAUAUGGAGGCUCUCAAGGUGCUGGACAAGCAGAUUCUCCGGAUCCUCGGGAAAGCCCCCACGUUGGCGGCAGCAUCGUACAGAAUGCGCCAGGGUCGACCCUUUAACCGGCCAGCACAGGGCUUGUCAUACACUGGAAACUUUCUGUACUUACUGGACAACCUAUCCGAGCCUGAUUACCAACCGCACCCUGUUCUUGCCAAGGCUCUGGACAAGCUAUUCAUCAUUCAUGCCGACCACGAGGUCAACUGCUCUACUGCCACAGUCAUGCAAGUAGGAAGCUCUCUGGUGGAUCCAUACAGCGUUGUCGCUGCCGGAUGCGCGGCACUCUACGGUCCAUCCCACGGGGGAGCCUCAGAGUCGGCAAUCAGAAUGCUCAUCGAGAUUGGGUCUCCCGAGAACGUCCCGGCGUUUAUGCAGGCUGUGGAGAGGAGAGAAAGGGUUCUCGUCGGAUUCGGUCACCGCGUCUACAAGAACGUCGACCCACGCUCAACAGCCAUCCGCAAGCUGGCCGAAGAAGUUUUCCAAGUCACCGGCAGGAACAAGCUCCUCGACACAGCUCUGACGCUUGCCGACUACGCCAGAAAGAGCGAGUUUAUGCGAAGCAGGAAUCUGUACCCCAACGUUGACUUUUACUCUGGCCUGAUUUACCAGGCCAUGGGCUUCCCGCUUGACUUUUACCCCGUUCUGUUUGCUGUCCCGAGAUGCGUGGGCUGGCUUGCGCAUUGGAGGCAGAUGAUGCUGAACCCAUCGGGUGUAAAGAUCUGGAGGCCGAGACAGCUGUAUGUAGGAGAGGGAGAGAGAGAUUACGUCGAGACGGAGGAUAGGAAGGGAAAGGCGGCCACUGUAUUUGAUGCCCCGGUUCGGGUUGAACAUGGUGGUAAUAGCAAGCGAACCCUCCUUGCUACCUCUGAUGAGCUUAAGAGUAAGCUGUAGGCCUUGGAUGGGAUUUAUUAUGUAUGUUAAUGGAGUACGAUGUUUUACAGCAUCGGGUUUGAUACUGCUGUGUUUUAAAUCCCCUUAUUUACUACUUGAGCUUAUUUACCUAGUUAUUUACCUGGUUAUUUACCUGGUUAUUUACCUGGUUAUUUACCUGGUUAUUUACCUGGUUAUUUACCUGGUUAUUUACCUGGGUUAUUUACCUGAGUUAUUUGCGUAGGUACACAUAUAAGAAAGAAGUAAAUAAGGUAAAUAAAUAUAUAAAUAUUGGUCUUUU